UGCAACAACAGUUCGUUUGCGCGGGAAUUACUUCGAUCCGGUUAAAUUUCCGCUAGUUUUCUUUUCGAAUUAAGUUUGUUGCAGCGGUUCAUGGACGAUUCGUCUGCUAGAAAUCUCUGUCGACAUUUGAUUUCGUCGGCAAUUCGACGAUGCCGCAUUUCAGGCGAACUUUGUCGAUUAACCGUCGGUCUGAAAUCGUCUCCACUCGCCAAUCCUCCUGUAGUUCGUAUCUCAAUUGCUGACACUGGACAUGGAAGCUGCUUGGAAGAGUUUCAGGAUGUGAAGAAUCUAAGUGAGUCAUCAUUUAAUGAGAUACAGGAUGGAGCAAUAUCAAUUUCAACUACCAGCAUUUGUGAUAAUGAAAUAUUUCACUACAAUAUCGAUCUUAAACAAAAGGAUUGCAUAAAAAGGCUAGCAAAAUUACCCCCAAGCUCCAAGAAUGGUGCAACAUUCAGUGGGACCGAAGUAUCAUUCUCAACAUUUCAUAGUGUCGAUAAUUUACUGGCAGACAUUACUUGCUUCUUCCGGCAGACUCUCAUUAUGAAGGUUCCUAAAGUUGGAAUUGAACUCGUUGUUGAAAAGGGUGACUUUCCUGAGCACCAGUCUGUAAAUGUUAUAGUUGCAAAUGAGUGCAUUGAUUUACCUUCAGAAUCAAACGCUGUGUGUCUUGAGUCAGGCCUUGUGGAUUAUGUUCUCAAGCAUGGGAAUCAAAAAGAUAGUACAUGCCACUCUUGCUUUCCUAUACGGGAACACCUGAAAACCGGAACUGGGGUUGUCUGCAGCAAAAGUAAUAGGAAUAUUGAAACAACGAUGGAAGCUGUGGUUGUAAUUAGUGAAUUAUCUGAGCUGAUGAAUCCAUCCUGUUUCAGGGUGUGUGGUAGUAAAACAGAGGUUUUAUACUUCAAUGACUUCUCACCUGGUUCGAUCUCUCAAUCAUUACUAAAUGGAUUGAAAAUCAUCGAUUGGAGAAGCUAUGGGCUAAGCCUAAAGUGCAUCUCAGACGAAGAUGGUUGUGCAUUUGUUGAAUGGGAGGACUUGCCACCAGGUUUUCAUAUUGAUAUUGCCAUCCACUGCCACCACAACAAGCUCAUUCUGCCUCCAGCAAAGGAAAGGAAUGUUGAUCGAAAUCUUGCUAAGAAAGCUGUGAAGCUUGCAUUGAAUGACCUAAAGGAAAAAAAUGCUGGAGUUCUUCUCAGUGCACAUGCAAUUAAGAUUCGCAGUUACGCCCCAGACCUAGCGAAAACUAUUGCAGGCCUGAUCUCGACUUCUAACGAUGUGAAAUUUAGAGGAGAAUGUGCUUCCCUUCUUGGGUUACAUUCUCAUGAUGCAGAAUCUAUUAUGGAUUGCAUCAAACAGAGGCUUAUUUCAGUUAUAGACCUGAAUGACAGAGAGCCUCAGACCAAGAGAAUGAGAGAAGGUGCACCUCUUCUUUUUCAUGAUGAUUGCUUCCAAGAAACAGAAUUUGCAGAUGAAGAAUAUGAAGAUGGUGAGGUAAGUUUUUCUGCUUUGGAUCUAUAGAAUAAAUUUCCAUUAUGAGUUCCUUU
Molecule: messenger RNA, 1544 nt
Organism: Cynara cardunculus var. scolymus (artichoke)
Lineage: Eukaryota; Viridiplantae; Streptophyta; Magnoliopsida; Asterales; Asteraceae
Product: type 2 DNA topoisomerase 6 subunit B-like
Exons: 13
Coding region: 91-1518 (475 amino acids)
Biological process (GO): meiotic DNA double-strand break formation; reciprocal meiotic recombination
Cellular component (GO): condensed chromosome
Molecular function (GO): protein-macromolecule adaptor activity
Source: RefSeq, a predicted model, not a curated record